Molossus molossus (Pallas's mastiff bat) is the source of this 2994-nucleotide messenger RNA. It is a transcript of the gene SLC26A6, whose product is annotated as solute carrier family 26 member 6. The transcript has 20 exons. Lineage: Eukaryota; Metazoa; Chordata; Mammalia; Chiroptera; Molossidae. The record is from RefSeq and is a predicted model, not a curated record. Gene Ontology annotation, molecular function: secondary active sulfate transmembrane transporter activity; chloride transmembrane transporter activity; bicarbonate transmembrane transporter activity. Gene Ontology annotation, biological process: transmembrane transport. Gene Ontology annotation, cellular component: membrane. Bases 697 to 2925 code for a protein of 742 amino acids.
ACCUGGCUUUGGAAAACUUUCCUGUCAGGCGAGAGCGUCCUUCUAGGUGAAAUUCUCCCGAGAUCUUUUGGCAGGUGAGAUCGUCCCUUUCCAGCUGAGAGCCUCUCCCGGCACAACCCCAUUCUCCCUAGGGGAAAGCCGUCCCCUGGCUUUUGCAGUUUAGGCUGAGCUUGUCUACAGCCUGGACCCUAAGGCUGGAGGCGCAGGGGCAAUGUUAGCCUCAAUAUUCGUCUUCCCUUGGAGGGGAGGGGCUCAUCUGAAGAAGGGUGUGCCUGAAGAACUGGACCCGCACUGGGCUCAUGGGGCAGCUGGAAAAGGACUCAGCCUGAACAGAGAUUGGCUGGGGGAGAUCGAGGGCUCAGGGAAGGAGGCUGGAGGGGCAGUCAGCCUGCAACCUGGACUGGUAGAACCCUGGGGGCUGAGUAGGCACACGAGGGUUGGAGGUAUGGACUGUGCUCAUCCUGCUAUUUCUUGAUGGGGGACUUUGGCCCAGAAAGACAUUUCCACCAGCCAAAGUUCAGGUACUACCCCUGGGCAUGGGCAUGGGGCCAGCUGGAGGUUGGACCUGCCUAGAAAAGUCAGGUGGGUGACUCUCUGGUCUAAGGUGGAGGUGUGGGGAAGGUUGCCAGGGGUGCCCUGACUGUGUCUCUGGUCUUGCCACCCCAGACCGAAGGACACAUAUGUACUCUGGCCAUAAUGGAGGCAAUGGAGCUAAGGAGGCAAGACUACCAUGUGGAGCGGCCACUGCUGAACCAGGAACAGCUGGAGGAGCUGGGGCACUGGGGCUCAGCAACUGGGACCCGCCAGUGGCGAACCUGGUUUCAGUGCUCCCGUGCUCGGGCCCAAGCCCUUUUGCUCCAACACCUCCCAGUAUUGGCCUGGCUACCCCAGUAUCCUGUGCGAGACUGGCUCCUGGGUGACCUGUUGUCUGGCCUGAGCGUGGCCAUUAUGCAGUUACCACAGGGUUUGGCCUACGCCCUCCUGGCUGGACUGCCCCCUGUGUUUGGCCUCUACAGCUCCUUCUAUCCUGUGUUUAUCUACUUCCUGUUUGGCACUUCCCGGCACAUCUCAGUGGGCACCUUUGCUGUCAUGUCCGUGAUGGUGGGCAGUGUGACAGAAUCCCUGGCUCCGGAUGAGGCCUUUAUGCAGUCCUUGAACUCCACAGUCAACCAGACGGCCAGAGACUUAAAACGGGUACAGCUGGCCUCCACACUCAGCGUCCUGGUUGGCCUCUUCCAGGUGGGGCUGGGCCUGGUCCACUUUGGUUUUGUGGUCACCUACCUGUCGGAGCCUCUGGUCCGCGGCUACACCACAGCCGCGGCCGUGCAGGUCUUCGUCUCGCAGCUCAAGUAUGUGUUUGGCCUCCAUCUGAGCAGCCUCUCUGGGCCGCUGUCCCUCAUCUAUACAGUGCUGGAGGUCUGCUGGAAGCUGCCCCAGAGCGUGGCUGGCGCUGUGGUCACCGCAUUUGUGGCAGGGGUGGUGCUUGUGGUGGUGAAGCUGUUGAAUGACAAGCUGAGGCGACAUCUGCCCCUGCCACUCCCUGGGGAACUGCUCACGCUCAUCGGGGCCACAGGCAUCUCCUACAGCGUGGACCUGAAGCAAAGAUUUGGAGUGGAUGUCGUGGGCCCCAUCCCUGUAGGGCUGGUACCCCCAGUGGCCCCCAGCCCCCAGCUGUUUACAAAGCUUGUGGGAAAUGCCUUCGCCAUCGCUGUGGUUGGGUUCGCCAUUGCCAUCUCGCUGGGGAAGAUCUUCGCCCUGAGGCAUGGUUACCGAGUGGACAGCAACCAGGAACUGGUAGCCCUCGGCCUCAGCAACCUCAUCGGGGGCAUCUUCCAAUGCUUCCCCGUGAGCUGCUCCAUGUCUCGGAGCCUGGUCCAGGAGAGCACCGGGGGCAACACACAGGUGGCCGGAGCCACCGCCUCCCUCUUCAUCCUCAUCAUCAUCAUCAAAGUUGGGGAGCUCUUCCAAGACCUGCCCAAGGCAGUCCUGGCCGCCACCAUUAUCGUGAACCUGAAGGGCAUGCUGAUGCAGCUCACGGACAUACGCUCCCUCUGGAACGCGAACCGCGUGGAUCUGCUCAUCUGGCUGGUGACCUUUGUGGCCACCAUCUUGCUGAACCUGGACCUGGGCCUGGCAGUGGCAAUAGCCUUCUCCCUCCUGCUCGUGGUGGUCCGCACGCAGCUGCCCCACUAUUCUGUCCUGGGGCAGGUUCCAGACACAGAUAUUUACAGAGAUGUGGCAGCCUACUCAGAGGCCAGGGAGGUCCCAGGAGUGAAGGUCUUCCGCUCCUCAGCCACCGUGUACUUUGCCAAUGCUGAGCUCUACAGUGACGCGCUGAAGCAGAGGUGCGGUGUGGACGUUGACUGCCUCAUCUCCCAGAAGAAGAAGCUGCUCAAGAAGCAGGAGCUAAAGCUGAAGCGGCUGCAGAAGGAGCGCCAGAAACAGGAUGCUGCCUCCCAGGUCACUCCUGUUUCCAUUGAUGUCAACACCAGUGAUGGAAACAUCAAGAGCAACAACGUGGAGGGCUCCAAGGCCGAGCAGGUGAGCACAGAGAAUGAGCUACAGAAAAUAGCAGCCGGCGGUCAAGAAGAUGCCAAGGCCCCAGCCAUGUGCACACUGAGGGCCCUGGGCCUGCCUCAGCCCGACUUCCACAGCCUUGUCCUGGACCUAAGCACCCUCUCCUACGUGGACACUGUGUGCCUCAAGAGCCUGAAGAAUAUUUUCCAUGACUUCCGGGAGAUCGAGGUGGAGGUGUACAUGGCUGCCUGUCACACUCCUGUGGUCGCCCAGCUGGAGGCCGGGCACUUCUUUGACGCGUCCAUCACUAAGCAGCAUCUCUUUGCCUCUGUCCACGAUGCUGUCACCUUUGCCCUCCAACACCGGAGAUCCAACCAAGUCAGUCCUGUUUUGGUUACCAAACUCUGACCAUGCUGCCACCCUGCCUGAGACUGCCUACACCUGGAGGUUGUGACGGGGCACCUGUGAGACUCCCCC